Molecule: messenger RNA, 360 nt
Organism: Oikopleura dioica
Lineage: Eukaryota; Metazoa; Chordata; Appendicularia; Copelata; Oikopleuridae
Source: the annotation of a GenBank genome assembly
AUGAGCGAAGAGCCAAACUCACCCAGAAAUGGAAGCAACCCUGAGUCGCCGGUUUCGCCUCAGCUCAUGAAAAUCAAGACAGAAUCGCUUAUCACUGACAACUACAACUCUGAUUUAGACGACAACAUCGGGAUCAUGAGAAAACUAUCAAAAGAGAAGAACCUUCUUAACGGAGCCGAUCAGGGUGAGAGUCGUCCCAUGUCACCACUCCUCUUGGACGACGAAACGGAAGUCAUUGAGGUGAAAACAAAAACUCUUCUCAAGGGCGCUCGAUCGUCCUCUUCGCUUUGCAGCAACAACUCAGCAAAACAAUCCCCAAGACCUGGAUCUGAGCUUGCAAGAACAUCAAUUGCUGAAUAA